Messenger RNA from Erythranthe guttata (spotted monkey flower), 3872 nucleotides. RefSeq names its product cellulose synthase-like protein D3. Gene Ontology annotation, molecular function: cellulose synthase (UDP-forming) activity. Gene Ontology annotation, biological process: cellulose biosynthetic process. Gene Ontology annotation, cellular component: membrane. The record is from RefSeq and is a predicted model, not a curated record. Lineage: Eukaryota; Viridiplantae; Streptophyta; Magnoliopsida; Lamiales; Phrymaceae.
GUGUGCAUGUAAUAUUGCCAUUUGUUUAUGCGAUUGAAGUAAUAGUAUUCUUGUGUAACCAAGCAUUUGGGGCCUCCUAGGUUUGAUCUGCAAAUCUUCUUGAUUUUUUCGGUUCUUGAAAAAAAUUGAAAUCUUUAGUGGGGGUUUGAUACUCCCGAUUAUUCAUCUCCGUCGAGUUUUUGCAGUUUAUAGGUUUUUGGUGACGAAAAGUGCAUAGUUUUUUUCAGUUGCGUAUAUUUGGAACGAAAAAAAAUGGCAGGAAGAUCAUCCAGACCUACCGAUUCGCAAAACGGGCGGGGCCCACUCCCCCCACAAGUGACCUUCACGAGACGAACAUCGUCGGGCCGGUACGUGAACCUAUCAAGGGAGAGCCUCGACAGUGAAAUCAGCAGCGCAGAGUACGCGGAAUAUACCGUGCAUAUUCCCCCGACACCCGACAACCAGCCGAUGGACCGACCCAAUCCGCCAAUCUCCCAACGUGUCGAGGAACAGUUCGUGUCCAGCUCGCUAUUCACGGGCGGGUACAACAGCGUCACUCGGGCCCACCUAAUGGAUAAAGUGAUCGAGUCCGAGACGAACCACCCGCAAAUGGCGGGGGCAAAAGGGUCAUCUUGCUCGAUUCAGGGGUGCGACGGGAAAGUCAUGAGCGACGAGAGGGGCGACGAUAUCCUCCCCUGCGAGUGCGAUUUCAAGAUUUGCAGGGACUGCUUCGUUGACUCGGUCAAGACGGGUGAUAGUAUCUGCCCGGGUUGUAAAGAGCCGUACAAGAACGCGGACCUUAUGCUGGAGCCCGCUGCGGAGAAUAAUAAUAAUCCUCUGCAGCUGCAGUCGAAGAUGGAGAGGAGGCUAUCUAUGAUGAAGUCGGGGAACAGGUCGGGUAUAUUGAGGAGCCAGUCUGGCGGAUCGAGUGCUUUGGUGAGGAGUCAAACGGGGGUUGACUUCGAUCACAACCGUUGGUUGUUCGAGACUAAGGGGACUUAUGGAUAUGGUAAUGCUAUAUGGCCCAGGGAUGAAGGGUUUUCGGACGAUAAAAAAGCGGACUCGGCCGAGGCUUUGGAGCUUCUUAAUAAGCCGUGGAGACCGCUUACUCGUAAAUUGAAAAUAUCGGCUGCGGUACUCAGUCCGUACAGGCUAUUGAUCUUCGUCCGCAUGGCAGUCCUCGGUUUAUUUCUAGAAUGGCGAAUCAGCCACCCGAACGAGGACGCCAGGUGGCUAUGGAUGAUGUCAAUCAUCUGCGAAAUCUGGUUCGCCUUCUCUUGGCUACUCGACCAGCUCCCCAAAUUCUUCCCCGUAAACCGAGCCACCGAUCUCAACGUACUCAAAGAAAAAUUCGAAACCCCGACCCCUAAUAAUCCAGCUGGCAAAUCCGAUCUACCGGGGAUUGAUAUCUACGUCUCGACCGCCGACCCGGAAAAGGAACCGCCACUUGUCACUGCCAACACUAUCCUAUCAAUUCUCGCCGCCGAUUAUCCCGUUGAAAAGCUCUCUUGUUACGUAUCCGACGAUGGUGGUGCUCUUCUUACUUUCGAGGCCAUGGCGGAGGCGGCGAGUUUCGCUAACUUGUGGGUCCCGUUCUGCCGCAAGCACGGUAUCGAGCCGAGGAAUCCGGAAUCUUAUUUCAGUUUGAAAAGGGAUCCGUUUAAGAACAAGGUUCGCCCGGAUUUCGUCAAGGAUCGGAGGAGGUUGAAGCGCGAGUAUGAUGAGUUUAAAGUUAGGAUUAACGGUCUGCCCGAUUCGAUUCGUCGAAGAUCGGACGCUUAUAAUGCUCGUGAAGAAAUUAAAGCCAUGAAGCUACGAAGACAGGCUGUCGAAGAUGAACUGUUGGAGCCGUUGAAGGUGUCUAAAGCCACGUGGAUGGCUGACGGGACCCACUGGCCCGGCACAUGGAUCGUUUCUGCUUCCGAACACUCCAAGGGUGACCAUGCCGGAAUUAUACAGGUUAUGUUGAAACCACCGAGCGACGACCCGCUAAAUGGAACGGUGGAAAGCAGCCCUCUCGAUUUCACGGAGGUCGAUAUUCGUUUGCCGAUGCUCGUCUACGUUUCUCGGGAGAAACGGCCGGGCUACGAUCACAACAAGAAGGCUGGAGCGAUGAAUGCUCUUGUUCGGGCCUCGGCAAUCAUGUCCAACGGGCCUUUCAUUCUCAACCUCGACUGCGACCACUACAUCUACAACUCUCAGGCGAUGAGAGAAGGCAUGUGCUUCAUGAUGGAUCGAGGUGGGGACCGCAUCUGCUUCGUCCAGUUCCCGCAGCGGUUUGAGGGGAUCGACCCCUCCGACCGCUACGCCAACCACAACACCGUCUUCUUCGACGUGAAUAUGCGGGCCCUAGAUGGGCUUCAGGGCCCGGUCUACGUCGGCACGGGCUGCCUCUUCCGCCGGACCGCCCUAUACGGGUUCGACCCGCCCCGGUCCAAGGAUCACUCGUCGGGUUUUUGUUGUUGUUGCUUCCCUCGUCGUAAGAAACCCGUCAACUCCGCACCCGAGGAGCACGCAGCCCUCAGGAUGGGAGACGAGGAGGAGGAGAUGAUGAACCCGUCUCUGUUCUCGAAGAGGUUCGGCAACUCGAGCUUCCUCAUCGACUCGAUUCCCGUGGCGGAGUUCCAGGGGCGGCCGCUGGCGGACCACCCCGCCGUAAAGAACGGCCGCGCCCCUGGCGCCCUAACGAUCCCCCGCGAGCUCCUCGAUGCCUCCACCGUGGCGGAGGCGAUUAGCGUGAUCUCGUGUUGGUACGAGGACAAAACAGAGUGGGGUAACCGGGUCGGGUGGAUAUACGGGUCGGUUACCGAGGACGUGGUCACGGGCUAUAGAAUGCACAAUCGCGGAUGGAAGUCGAUUUAUUGCGUCACCAAACGCGACGCCUUCCGCGGGACCGCUCCGAUCAAUCUCACGGACCGGCUCCACCAAGUGCUCCGGUGGGCCACGGGAUCCGUUGAAAUAUUCUUCUCGCGCAACAACGCGCUAUUGGCUAGUCCAAAGAUGAAGAUUCUGCAACGGAUCGCGUACCUCAACGUCGGAAUCUACCCCUUCACCUCGUUGUUCCUAAUCGUGUAUUGCUUCCUCCCCGCGCUGUCGCUAUUCUCCGGCCAAUUCAUCGUCCAAUCGUUGAACAUCACUUUCCUCGUGUACCUCCUCGUCAUCACGUUAACUCUAUGCGCUCUGGCGGUGCUCGAGAUCAAGUGGUCGGGGAUUAAUUUAGAGGAGUGGUGGAGGAACGAGCAAUUCUGGCUGAUCGGCGGCACGAGCGCCCACCUGGCGGCGGUGCUGCAGGGUCUGCUCAAGGUGGUGGCCGGAAUCGAGAUCUCGUUCACGCUGACGUCGAAAUCGGGCGGAGACGAGAACGACGACGAGUUUGCCGAUCUGUACGUGCUGAAGUGGUCGUCUCUGAUGAUUCCGCCGAUCACGAUUAUGAUCACGAAUUUGAUAGCGAUAGCGGUGGGCGUGAGCCGGACGAUAUACAGCGCGAUACCGCAGUGGAGCCGAUUGCUCGGAGGGGUUUUCUUUAGCUUUUGGGUUUUGGCGCAUUUGUAUCCGUUUGCAAAGGGUUUGAUGGGGAGAAGGGGGCGGACCCCGACGAUUGUCUAUGUUUGGUCGGGGCUUAUUGCUAUUACCAUUUCGCUCCUGUGGGUUGCGAUUUCUCCGCCCGCUGGGGCUACGGAUAUCGGAGGGUCGUUCCAGUUUCCGUGAUUAUUUUGUUUAUUUAUUAAUCAUUAUUAUUAAAACAGUGUCAACUUUGUUAUAGUUUGAAAUUCUCCCUUUUUGUUCAAUGUUUAGAUGCGAAAAGAGCAGAAAUUAUUCAGAUUCUUCUUUUUGUGAUUUGAGGAACUUGGGAAAAUAGAUAAUACUAGUAUCUUUUGAUUUUGAUUUUGGAA